Messenger RNA from Trifolium pratense (red clover), 2775 nucleotides. Its product is annotated as potassium transporter 5-like. Gene Ontology annotation, biological process: potassium ion transmembrane transport. The record is from RefSeq and is a predicted model, not a curated record. The coding region runs from base 124 to 2583 and encodes 819 amino acids. Gene Ontology annotation, cellular component: membrane. NCBI's taxonomy places the organism in Eukaryota, Viridiplantae, Streptophyta, Magnoliopsida, Fabales, Fabaceae. The transcript is spliced from 9 exons. Gene Ontology annotation, molecular function: potassium ion transmembrane transporter activity.
GUAGGACAUCGAGAUCUACCAAAUUUUGUGCUUAUAAAUAGCAAUGCUCAAGUACAAAGUUCAACACCUCCAGCACUUAAAGCCAUAUAAGUCAUAAAAAGAAAAAGUGAUUAAUUAAUUAAGAUGACUGGAGGUGAAACAGAUGAAGUGAAUAUAGAGGAAGAGACAGAGAUAACAAAGGAGAUUUCAGAGAAGAAGCUGAAAGAUAGAAAGGUGUCAUGGGCAAAACUACGUCGUGUAGACUCUCUCAACUUGGAAGCUGGAAGAGUUUCUAUGAAUGCAAACCACCAUUCCAAGAUGGGUUGGAGCGUAACAUUGAGUUUGGCAUUUCAAAGCAUAGGGAUUGUAUAUGGUGAUAUUGGAACAUCACCACUUUAUGUGUAUGCUAGUACUUUUACAGAUGGAAUUAAAAACAACGAUGACAUUCUUGGAGUAUUAUCUCUAAUCAUCUAUACCAUUGUGCUCAUUCCCAUGCUCAAAUACGUUUUUAUUGUCUUAUGGGCUAAUGACAAUGGCAAUGGUGGAGCAUUUGCACUAUACUCAUUGAUAUGUAGAUAUUUAAAGGUGAGUUUGGCUCCCAAUCAACAGCCAGAGGACAUGGAACUUUCUAAUUACAAGCUUGAAAUACCAUCUAGCCAGCAGAAAAGAGCUUAUAAACUAAAGCAUAAAAUUGAGAAUAGUCAUUUUGCAAGAAUUCUACUUUUACUUCUAGCUAUAAUGGGAACUGCCAUGGUCAUUGGAGAUGGGAUCCUCACUCCAUCAAUUUCAGUCCUUUCUGCGGUGAGCGGAAUCAGUACAUCACUAGGUCAAGAUGCUGUUGUGGGCAUUACUGUUGCAAUUUUGGUCGUCCUAUUUAGCAUGCAACGAUUUGGUACUGAUAAAGUGGGAACUUUAUUUGCUCCAAUUAUUUUAGUAUGGUUUACAUUUAUUGGUGGAAUUGGUCUCUACAAUUUAUUCAAACAUGACAUUGGAGUAUUAAGAGCUUUUAAUCCAAAAUAUAUAGUUGAUUACUUCAAACGAAAUGGUAAAGAAGGAUGGUUAUCACUAGGUGGAGUCUUUUUAUGCAUUACAGGAUCUGAGGCUAUGUUUGCUGAUUUGGGUCACUUCAGUGUACGAGCCAUUCAAAUUAGCUUUUCUUUUGUUACAUUCCCUGCAAUCUUGACAGCAUAUAUUGGACAAGCAGCAUAUCUAAGAAAGUUUCCUGACAAAGUGGGAAAUACUUUCUAUGAUAGUAUACCUGACCCUUUGUAUUGGCCAACAUUUGUUGUGGCUAUUGGUGCUGCCAUUAUUGCUAGUCAAGCUAUGAUUUCAGGAGCCUUUUCCAUCAUAUCACAGGCCUUAAGUCUAGGUUGUUUCCCUAGAGUUAGGGUUGUGCAUACUUCAACUAAGCAUCAAGGUCAAGUGUAUAUUCCAGAGAUCAACUACAUGUUCAUGAUUGGAUGUAUUAUAGUCUGUGUUGCCUUCAAGACCACAGAAAAUAUCAGUCAUGCAUAUGGGAUUGCUGUUAUUGGUGAUAUGAUGAUAACAACAACACUAGUUUCACUUAUAAUGCUUGUUAUAUGGAAGAAGAGUUUAUGGAUGGUCAUCAUUUUCUUUUUGGUAUUUGGUAGCACAGAGUUUCUUUAUUUAUCAUCUCAAAUAACCAAGUUUACAGCAGGAGGAUAUUUUCCAAUUGUACUAGCUACUGUCUUGACAAUGGUUAUGGGAAUUUGGCAUUAUGUGCACAAAGAAAGAUACAUGUUUGAACUCAAAAACAAAGUUUCGACCGAGUAUUUGAAGGGAUUAGCCAACAACACUGAUGUUCAUAGAGUGCCUGGAAUUGGACUUUUGUAUUCUGAGCUUGUACAAGGAAUUCCGCCGAUAUUUCCACAUUUUAUAGCUAGUGUACCAUCUAUUCAUUCGGUUGUUGUAUUUGUUUCCAUCAAGACAAUUCCUGUUAGUAGAGUUGCAUUGGAAGAAAGGUUUUUGUUUCGACAAGUUGAACCGAGGGAGUAUAGAAUAUUUCGAUGUGUUGUGAGGCAUGGUUACAGUGAUGUACUUGGGGAUCCUUUAGAGUUUGAGUCACAAUUAAUGCAAAAUCUCAAAGGAUUCAUUCAACAAGAGAAUUUCAUGCUUGAGGUUAAUGAUGGUACUAAUACUAAUAAUGUAACUACAAGUGAACAAUUAGUGGCACCUACUUCCACUAAUGAGAGUGAUCAAAGGGAAGAUGAUUCAGCUAAAGAAUUGAAACCAAGGUCUAAUAAUUCAUCAAGUAGAAUCAUCCCAAGUCUUGGUGUGUCUCAUGUAUCAUCAGAUUCGAUACGAUCAUUACCUGGAAGUGCGACAAAAUCAUCAAAUUUCUAUGCACCUAUCUUCCAAGGACCUGAAGAGGAAAUUAAGUUUAUUGAUAAAGCAAUGGAAAGAGGUGUGGUUUAUAUGAUAGGUGAAGCAGAAGUAGUAGCUCAUCCAAAUUCUUCUAUUUUGAAUAAGAUUGUUGUCAACUAUGCUUAUAGUUUCUUGAGGAAGAAUUUUAGGCAGGCAGAACAAUCCAUAGCUAUUCCACACAGGAGACUUCUUAAGGUUGGAAUGACAUAUGAAUUGUAACAUAUGUUUGAGACUUCUUAUGUAUCUAUCUAUGUUGACUACAAUUGAGGUUGUGUAUUAUAUUGAUAAAUGUGUAUUUGUGUGUAAUUUUAUUUUAAGUUUGUAAAUUGUCCACCAAGUCAUGUAAGUUUUGAAUCAUGGAGAAGUGAAAAGCAUUGCUCUAACAUAAAUAAAAAAGCAGAUUGUGAAUUA